Oncorhynchus masou masou (cherry salmon) is the source of this 5622-nucleotide messenger RNA. RefSeq names its product partner and localizer of BRCA2 (gene palb2). Lineage: Eukaryota; Metazoa; Chordata; Actinopteri; Salmoniformes; Salmonidae. The transcript has 15 exons. The coding region runs from base 380 to 4567 and encodes 1395 amino acids. Gene Ontology annotation, molecular function: protein binding; DNA binding. The record is from RefSeq and is a predicted model, not a curated record. Gene Ontology annotation, biological process: double-strand break repair via homologous recombination. Gene Ontology annotation, cellular component: nucleoplasm.
ACCCCCACCCUCGCCAGCCUUCCUUCUGAAAAGCUGUCAGUCAACCGGCUGUUGCAUUUUCGGUUAUCGAUUGGUCUUGUCUGGACCGUGAAGUCGCGGGAGAGUUUGGACAGAAAUGGUGGAUAACUAAAUAGAGUUCACGAAGGCCGUUUAAAAAAAGUAUCAAUUUACGGUCUGCUAAACAGGGUGGCGCUCCCAUAGACACCAAUGCGAUAGCAGCUGGGUCUGGUCUGCUUUGUUCAUUGAUUGAACCAGAAAAAACUGCGACUGGAUUGGAAUCCUUUCCUGCCCCCUUCAAAAAAAACGUGACUAGCUAGCAUAUUGACGCCGAUAAAUACAGAAACAAAUGAAUGGUGACCGUUAGGAUCGCGUGACGAGAAUGGAAGAUAAUUUGGAGCGCGUGCUCCAUUGCGAUGACAAGGAGGAGUUGAGGCGGAAACUGGCCCUGCUACAGAGAGAGUACUCCAGGACAGUUCAGAGAUUACAGCGAGCUGAGCGUUCAGAUGCCGUGCGGAAGCAUGUGAGGAGUCGGAUCUCUGAGCAGAACCUCCAGGACCAGACAGACCCAGUCCCAGCCAGCACCUUUCCCAACCCAGCUCUACCUCCCCUCUCUCUUGGUAGCCCUGCUAGGACAGCCCCAGGUUCGGCCUCACCACCAGGCCCCGCUGGAGACUCGACUGUGGCGGCAUCGUGUCCGGUGGAAUCUGAGAACCCCAGGCAGAGGAGUCCGUCCAUCCGCUUCCUCCUCCCCGUCGAUGACUCUUGCCCUCGGACACCUGACCUUAACCCUCACAGACGAAGCCACUCCCUCCGGCUGAGGUCACGGAGAAGCCGGCUGCGCUGGGAGCGGAGGGGCGAGGGGGCAGGGGGGAGGUACGACACGGAGACCAGCGAGGAUGGGCAGGAGCUGGAAGCACAAACAGAGAAAGAAGAGGACGGAGAGAAGAGAAAUAUGGAGGAAGAGAAGGAGGGUGUGAAGAAAGAGCUAGAGAGGGAGGAGAAUGAGAGGGAAAUUCCAGAUAAAGAGGCAAUGAAACAGAGCGAUGGAGAGGAGAGAGAAGAACAGAGGACAUAUGGACAGAAGGAGAUAGGUUCACCCCUUCCUUCUCUGAGGAGAGAUGGAGAGAAUGAGAGAGAAGAGGGAAGUGAUUCAGUAGCUGUGGGAGACGCCAUGUUAGGGGCUGUUGGGUUGUGUAACACUGGGGGAGUCCUGGACUCGUGCACUCUGGUGGAAGGUCUGCCGUUCCCUGUAGAAUACUACAUCAGAACCACAAGACGCAUGGCCUCUUCACAGAGCCGCAGAGACCUGCAGGCUGUCAUUCUGAACCAACUCAACAGGGGGCGCCACAGAAGGAGCAGGGGCCGGAUGUCUAACACACACACACUCUCAACUUCACACUCCGACUCACUAGCACAACCCUCCAAUCACCGCCCGUGCUCAAGUCAACUGACCUCAAACUCACCGAACAAUCCCACACCGGUCGAGGAGCCAUCAGCCAAUCAGGUGCUUACCGCUGAGUCAGGGACCAAUCAGAGUGAGCGUUUACCUUCCAGAGCCUGCAGUGUUCGGCCUAUCAGAGGCCGGAGGAGGAGAGGAAGGAGGCCGAGACUGGGCCACUCUCUAAGUUUGGACUCGGAUCCCCCAGCACCAGUCCCAGACAACACCCAGACCCCGGCCGCUAUUCGCCCAGCCUCACAGCCUCUCCCUGGGGGUGGAUGUCCGGAGCGCUGGCCUCUCUCUGGAGGUGUGGAGGAACAGCUUUAUCCCAUCUUCAGAAGGAGCUGUGUCUCUCCCCUCAUUCACACAGCAAAGCAGAGCAAAGAGAGUGUGUGGUCUCUCCUCCUGCCCUCCUCCCUCUCCCCUGGAGGACCAGCAGUGCACCCUGGGAGUCUGGGCCGCGUCAUCUCAACCUUUGACCUCCAGGAUUUCCAUCUCCCCGACGACCAGUUCGGACAACUAAAGCUCCAGAAGCUUCGCGCCUCGUCUGCCGUUGCCGUCCCAGAACCCUUCUACCCUUACAACAUGCGUCGUCGCCGCAACAGAGGCUCGGUCCACGGUCUCCACGGCUACACAGGCGGUCAGACGUCUAAAGCGCCUGAGCCCCUCCCUCUCAGCCUCACCCCUCCUGUCACAGACUGCGUCACUUCAGUAGAACAGUCUAUAGACAGAUCUAUAGGCCAGCAUCUUAUAGACCACCCUAUAGGCCAGCAGUCUACAGACGCACUAGACCAUUCUACAGACCUCCAUUCGGAGUACCAUUCGGAGUACCAUUCAGUUUGCCAGUUUACAGACCACUUUGUAGACCAGCCUACUGGCCAUCAGUCUACAGACCAACCCGUAGACCAGCCUACUGGCCAUCAGUCUACAGACCAACCCGUAGACCAGCCUACUGGCCAUCAGUCUACAGAACACCUUGUAGACCAGCCUACUGGCCAUCAGUCUACAGACCAACCCGUAGACCAGCCUACUGGCCAUCAGUCUACAGACCAACCCGUAGACCAGCCUACUGGCCAUCAGUCUACAGACCAACCCGUAGACCAGCCUACUGGCCAUCACUCUACAGACCAACCCGUAGACCUGCUUAUUGGCCAUCAGCUUACCGUUUUAGUAGGCCAGUCUAUAGACUUUCCUUCAGUAGACCAGCAGACAGGCCUACUCACUACUGAGUGCCCUUCCCUUCAAACUGAAACCGAGACCGAGUGCCCUCCCGAGUGUCCAUCCUUCCACAUAAAGACUAAGUGCAUUUCUCCGUGCCCUACGGAGUUCUCUGUCGAGUGCCUUACAAAAUGUCCUUCCGUGUGCACUACUGAGUGCCCUUCCCUCCGGACGGAGACAUAUGCAGAGUGUGCUGUCCCCCCCAGCCCUUCCCUGCUCCUCCUUAGCCCCUCCCCAACCAGCCACACCCCUCACGGACACACCCUCUCCCUUUCCCUCUCCUCCAUUCCCCCCUUACCUUCCUUAGGGAUGACCCCUUGCCCCUUGACCCCUAACCCCAACACACCCCUCUCCCUCCCUGACAGCCCCCCAUUACCUUCUUUAGAGGCGGUGACUCACAUCCUUCCCUGCCCCCCCGCUCUGACCCUCCCCCUCUCCUGCCCCCCCACUCUGACUCUCCCCCUCUCCUCCUCCCCCUCUCCUGCCCCCCACUCUGACUCUCCCCCUCUCCUGCCCUCCCUGCCCCCCUCUCUGACCCUCCCCCUCUCCUGCUCUCCCUGUCCCCCUACUCUGACCCUCCCCUUCCCCUCUAGUCCCUCCACCCAAGCCCUCUCUCCUCCCUCCCUCUCUCCCUGCCCCUCUCCAAUCAUCCCUCUCUCCUCCUCCCCUCCCUCCCUCGCUCUCUGCCACCCCAGCCUUGUUGAUUCCCUGCCCCAACUUUUGCUCCCUCCCACUCCUCUACUACUGCCUCAAUCUCUCCCUCCAACUCCAAAUACACCCCCUCCAUCGCCCCCUAUCCAGCUUCUUAGCCAGCCAGGUCCCUCUCUCCACUCAACCAGACAGGCCACUGAGGAGAGAGGAGAGGGAGAGGAGGAGAGAGCGUGGAGGAAGAAAGAGGAGAAGAGGAGGGAUGGGAUGACAGAGGAUGGUGUCUUAAAGCUCUCUCACACACUGAAGGCCCCUGCAGGAGGCAGCCUGGUGGAUGUGUGCUGUGUGUCGUGGCUGUCAGUAGGUGCAUGUGUAGCGGUGGCAGGAGAGUGGGAGGUGUGUGUUUGGGGUCAGAACAACCCCCCACACUGGAGACGACUCCACACCUGGACCUUCAUAGAAUCAGUGAUGUCAGUGUUUCCUGUGUUGGACGCUCCUGGGCUUCUGUGUGUGACUCUGGGCCAGCUGGAAAUCAGAGAGGCCAGGGUACUGUGCUGCUCCAGUCUGUCCCAGGAGGUGCUGUGUGAGGGGGAGAUCCACAUGGUGGUGGGCAUGUCCAAACGAAGGCUGGUUAGCUCCUCCUACUCUGUAGCCACAACCCCGCUGCAGGUCUACACACUGACACAGGAUGGCAGGCUGCAGGCCUGCCUGUCUUUGGUCUGUCCUACUGAGCGCGUGCAGACCGUGGCGGCGGUGGAGGGACAGACUGACGCUCUGAUUGGCUCAACCCAUGGAGGACAUGUUGUUCUGUGGAACGUGACGACGGGGCAGCUGCUGCGGAGCAUCAAUCUGGGAGAUGGUUUCACGGAUACGACCUGUCUCCGAGGAUACUCCCUCUGCGGGGUGCUGUUUGUCCUGUUGCAACACCCGUCCCUGUGUGCUGUGGAGGAGGAAGAGGGAGGGGCUCUGUUCUCGCUGGUCGCCACCAACCCUCUGACUGGCACCGUCGUCCUGGCAACCAGACUAGGCCUCCCCAAAGCCUGCACCGGGAGGCUGGUGGAGGUUGAUGUCCAUGGAUCCAGUGUGAUUGGGGUUUUCCGGUCCGGCUCCGUGUGUGUGUGGCAGCUUGGGGGGCGUCAGGGCCAGCAGGGGGUCUGGUUCCCAGAGCUGGGGUGUCAGGUCGCCCGUUGGGGGGCGCAGGGAACUGUCCUGACGGCACACCUCAAUGGAGACGUCUGCUUACACCGCUACAGACCACUCUGAACAACUACAGACCACUCUGAACCACUACAGACCACUAUAGACCUCUCUGAACUACUAUAGACCACUCUGAACAACUACAGACCACUUUAGAUGACUCUGAACAACUAGAGACCACUAUAGACCACUCUGAACAACUACAGACCACUCUGAACAACUACAGACCACUAUAGACCACUCUGAACUAGUAUAGACCACUCUGAACAACUACAGACCACUUUAGAUAACUCUGAACAACUACAGACCACUCUGAACAACUACAGACCACUCUGAACCACUACAGACCACUAUAGACCACUCUGAACUACUAUAGACCACUCUGAACAACUACAGACCACUUUAGACGACUCUGAACAACUAGAGACCACUAUAGACCACUCUGAACAACUACAGACCACUCUGAACCACUACAGACCACUCUGAACCACUACAGACCACUCUGAACUACUAUAGACCUCUAUAGACCAUUCUGAACUUCCAUAGACCACUCUGAACUACUACAGACCACUAUAGACCUCUAUAGACCAUUCUGAACUACUACAGACCACUGUAGACUCCUCUGAACCACAACUUAUCCACUAUAGACCACUCUGAACUACUGUUAUACAGGCCAGAGGGCUGGCAGGGUAGCCUAGUGGUUAGAGCGUUGGACUAGUAACCAGAAGGUUGCGAGUUCAAACCCCCGAGCUGACAAGGUACAAAUCUGUCGUUCUGCCCCUGAACAGGCAGUUAACCCACUGUUCCCAGACCGUCAUUGAAAAUAAGAAUGUGUUCUUAACUGACUUGCCUGGUUAAAUAAAGGUAAAAAAAAAUAUAUAAAAAAAAAAUGUUUGUUCUACCAAACACAUUUCUAUCUGAAGGUUGUCCUGCUGAAUGCAGCCCAGAAGGGUCUGCUACAUAGCAGGAACAAUGAGUUAGCGCUCUAACUUUGAUAAGCAACCAGAAAUAACUAUUGAUUUUCUGGUUCAUUAAGAAAGCUAAACUUAGAUGUGUGUUUUUGGUUGUUUUAUUAUGCCAUGCACUUAAUAUAUUUCUAUAAAACAAGUUAUUUCUGAAUA